CAUAAGCCGAAGGGUGGAGCCAUGCAGUUUUGGCCUCCCGUUAACGUGAAAAGGCGGAGCGGAUGCAUGGCCAUGCUGGCAACUGCGCCACUGCAGCAAGACGACGGCGUCGACGUCAGCCUCGCCACACCGCUGGCGACGGGUGGAGAAAUUGGGCCGCGAGACGGCUGCGGAGCGGGGGCCACUGCCGGCGACGAGGGCAGCUUCACCAUGCCCAUGGCGGCCGACAGUCCGCUGGUGCCGGCGACGGUGUGCCCACCGGCGCCUUGGAAGUCAGCACCGGUGCCGACGAGGAAGCGUGCGCCUUUGCAGCAGCGGCUCUUCUACCCGGUGCCGCGCCACUUGACCACCGUGUUCGUGGCUGUGCCGCAGUGCCCGCCGUCCGCCAAGAAGAUGCGGGCGCACGUGGUAGAAUCAUCUGUGCCUCUAGGCACGUGACGAUGCUGCUCCCGACAUCGGCUGCGUCACACCCAAGGCACGCGACUCCAUGGCCAUGCUGCCCAUGCAUGGCACCACUGCAGCAAGACCUCGGCGCCGAUGUGAUCGGCCUCGCUACGCCACUGGCCACGGGUGAAAAAAUCGGGCCGGGUGACGGCUGCAAGUAUGGCGCCGCUGCCGGCAACGAGGGCAGCUUCACCAUGCAUGCCGACGACCGCCAAGGGCGCGCUGGUGCCGGCCACGGUGUGCCCGCCGGCGCCGACAAGGAAGCGUCGACCGCUGCAGCAGAGGCUUUUCUACCCGGUGCCGCGCGACCUCACCGGAGUCUUGGUCGCCGUGCGGCAGUGCCCGUCGCCGGCCAAGAAGAUGCUGGUGCACGUUGUCGAACAGUCUGUGCCUCUAGGCAUAUGCUGCCACGCGACAUUGUCCCGACCGCGAGUGCUGGAAA
Molecule: messenger RNA, 886 nt
Organism: Triticum dicoccoides
Lineage: Eukaryota; Viridiplantae; Streptophyta; Magnoliopsida; Poales; Poaceae
Exons: 1
Coding region: 22-438 (138 amino acids)
Source: RefSeq, a predicted model, not a curated record